Molecule: messenger RNA, 2538 nt
Organism: Nannospalax galili (Upper Galilee mountains blind mole rat)
Lineage: Eukaryota; Metazoa; Chordata; Mammalia; Rodentia; Spalacidae
Gene: Radx
Product: RPA1 related single stranded DNA binding protein, X-linked
Biological process (GO): regulation of DNA repair
Cellular component (GO): replication fork
Molecular function (GO): single-stranded DNA binding
Source: RefSeq, a predicted model, not a curated record
AUGUCUAGUGAGUCUGGUCAGCCUCAGGCUGGCCCCUCACAGGCCUGCCUCUCCUGGCCGCUCCCAGAGAGAGAUCCAGCUGGGGUCCCGGGGAGAGUGGUUGAAGGGGCUGGUGUCCAAAAGGACAAGUCCUGGAUCCAAAUCAUCAGUUCCCCUCGACAGUGUUUCUCCUUCUCGGAGGUGGUGCCUGUCACGGUAUUGGCCAUUCAAAGAUAUCUUUUAGAGGAUGAGCUACCAGGGGAUGGAGUGCACAAGUCUCUUUACUGCUAUGAUGUGACCAUCUCUGAUGGGGUGUAUCAGAAGUGCUACCUGGACCCCAGCUUAAACUUUCUCGUCUAUAAGAAUAUUCUUAAAGCUGGCGUAGAAAUGCGAAUUACAGUCUCGUGUCUUUUUAAUGAGAGAAGGUUAGGCCAGAGGAUCCUGUGUCUAGAUAAGGUCCACUGUGGGGAGCCCUUAGAUGUCAUUUCUCUAGAAAAUCCCUUCAGAAACAGAGCGCACCAGGAGAAGCUAGAGAGGCCACUUCUUGGCAGGAGUAACCAUUACCUGGUGCUCUGGAAAAACGAAGACCCCUAUGGAAAUAUCUGGGUGGCCAACAAAACACCUGAGGAAAUCAACUUUGACAAUACCAAAAUCAUUUCUCUUUCUCAUCUUGAAAUGACCUGGACUACCAGAAAGAAUUUUCCUGCUUUGCUUGUGAGGAUCUUGAAUAAAUCAAAACUGAGAUACUAUGGGAAACCUAAUAAAAGGACAGUUGAGCCGUACCAGACCUAUUUGGAAAUUGCUGACAGAUCAGGCAUGGCAUCAGUGAUUUUGUGGAAUGCUUUGUGUGCUGAAUGGUAUAAAAGUUUACAAGUGGGCUUAGUUCUUCUCCUUCAAGAUUAUUCUGUGAAAAAGAGCUAUCCACUCAGGAUUCAGUCUGUACCUGUGGAUCCAAAGACAAGACUAAUUUCCACAAUGGAAAUCUGCCUGAAUCUUCGAGAUCCUCCAACGAAUAUAAUUAUCAUUCCAGAAAAUUAGUUGAAACUAGAAUGGAAAUUGCCAAAACUCAGACACCGAUUUACCACAAGAUCAGAAUUGGAAGAUAUGCCAGAAAAUGCUAUCUGUGAUGUGAUUGGUGUGUUAUCCUUUGUAGGGAGGGUCCAAAGAUCAAAAAAGAAAGAAAACAGUGAAGAUUAUUGGUCAUAUAGUUGGAUUCACAUCGCUGAUGGGACUUCAGAGCAACCGUUUAUAGUGGAACUGUUUUCUACAUCUCAGCCAGAAGUCUUUGAAAAUAUUUACCCAAUGGCAUAUUUUGUAUGUACCCAGUUGAAAGUUGUUAGAAGAAACAUUCAGGUACCUAGACUGCUUUACCUCACCACUACAAACGAGAGCCGAAUGUUUAUUAUUGGUCAAAAAAGCCAACCGUAUACAUAUGAACAGAAGGUUAAAAAAUUUUUUCAGUGGUUUAAAACAAGAAGUGAAUCGGAAGAAGUAAAUGAUACUGUUAUUGGUGGAUAUUACUCCUACCCACCGGUGCCAGAGACAUUUUUCAACUAUAGUCGUUCUGUUAAAGUUGGGUGGCUCUUGACAACUAUGUGUGAAGUGAGGAAAGUGAUUGAAGACUUGCAGUAUAGAGAACAAAAGCGCAUUGCAGUUCAGGAGAUAAUUACUGCUACAAAGUAUAUUCCCCAUAACUAUUCAACUGAAAGUGCCUCAGCAUCAGAAACACUUCGAAGUGAUAACCAGCCUUCAACAUCUCAAGCAGCUAGAGGAGAAAUCCAUUUUCAGGAAAGAGGUAGUAAAAGGCCUCAAGAUUUAAGGCAGAUGAGUUAUGAACAUGCAUCAACAAGCCAGAGUCCAUACACAAAGAGAAAAAUUCUUCAGGGCCCAUAUGCUAAUCCGGUCCCUGUGCCUCAGCCACAUGCUUCUGAAAACAUGGACAUGAACUACAUACCAAGUCGAGAACAAUUCAGUACUAAUGCCACAGGGAUGCUCAGAAAAAUCUCUUCUGAUGAAUGGGAGAGUCAGAUGUGGCAAGAGAAAAAGCUUGCUAUAAAAGACCACCUACAUUACAGCCAAGUUUAUCCUGAAAGUAUUCCAUGGAAAUUUAUUUUGAAGCAUGUAAAGUUUCUUACUCAACAAUAUAAUUCUUAGCCUGCAAAAUACAUACCCCCAGAAGGAAACCCCACCAAACUCAAUGAAUUUCAGACUGCCUGCAGCCUUGGACAUUUUGAAAUAACCAUCCUAGGUCUGAACCAUGAGACAACAAUUGAUCUUGCAUUCCUACCCAUGUAUUCUCCAGAAGAUGUUCGAACAUCUCAAAUAGACACGUUUUUGAACUGCAUGAAUUACAGUAUGUAUCAACCAGAUGUACCUGUCAGUGUACAUGUGCCAAAUCCCAAGGAAAUUGCAGGUAAUGUGGUUUCAGUUGAUAUUAUAAACGCAGCAGCUGACCUGGAUCAAGUCCAUAUCAUCUGUAUCUUGGAUAUCUGUAAUUUGGGCAACAAUAAAGUGGAAGUCUGUUUGCAGAAGGUUUAUACUCCACCAAAGGCUUCUUAA